Messenger RNA from Aspergillus oryzae RIB40, 843 nucleotides. Its product is annotated as ABC transporter C family protein. Gene Ontology annotation, molecular function: ATPase-coupled transmembrane transporter activity; ATP binding; ATP hydrolysis activity. Gene Ontology annotation, biological process: transmembrane transport. The transcript has 5 exons. The coding region runs from base 1 to 843 and encodes 280 amino acids. NCBI's taxonomy places the organism in Eukaryota, Fungi, Ascomycota, Eurotiomycetes, Eurotiales, Aspergillaceae. The record is from RefSeq and is a predicted model, not a curated record. Gene Ontology annotation, cellular component: membrane.
AUGGCUUAUGUGGUUACCAUUACAUAUCCUUCUACUAUCGAGUCGGAACACCUCGCAGAUGAGACAGCGGUGCCUCCGCCAGAUUGGCCAGCCAGGGGAGCAAUCGAGUUUAGUAAUGUGGUGGCUUCCUACAAGAACUCCUCCACCCGUGCGCUCGAUCAUAUUUCUCUAUCGAUUAAAGCAGGCACCAAGGUUGGAAUCUGUGGUCGCUCCGGAAGUGGGAAGUCCUCGCUCGUAUCGUCACUGUUCCGCCUGAUUGAACUGACCAGCGGGACGAUCAACAUCGACGGGCUGGACAUCUCUCUGCUGGCCCGUAACCACCUGCGUGCUCAGCUGAAUUGUAUCCCCCAGGAGCCAUUCCUCCUGCCGGGUUGCUCAGUUCGCCUUAACGUGGACCCGGGCAUGUCAAUCCAUGACGACAUCAUCAUUGAUGCCUUGAAGAAGGUCCAACUAUGGGAUCCGGUUCGAGAGCUCGGCGGCUUAGAUGCUACAAUUACGCCUGAUACCUUCUCACCGGGUCAGAAGCAACUUCUCUGCUUCGCCCGCGCCAUGGUGCGACCGGAGGGGAAGAUUCUAGUCCUCGAUGAGGCGACGAGCAGCAUUGACACCAAAACGGAUGACCUUAUCCAGUCGCUCAUUCGGAGUGAAUUUGCCGAUCAUACUGUUAUCGCCAUUGCACAUCGACUGGAGACCAUUAUAGAUUUCGAUGAGAUUAUUGUGGUGGAUGCCGGACGCGUCGAAGAGCAAGGUCCGCCGGCUGUUCUGCUCGAGAGAGGAGGAGCAUUUGCGGAGUUAUAUUGGGAUAAGGAUAGGGGUUCAGACAGGGCUCCAUUGAGGCUUUAG